Trichoderma reesei QM6a is the source of this 453-nucleotide messenger RNA. RefSeq lists its product as uncharacterized. NCBI's taxonomy places the organism in Eukaryota, Fungi, Ascomycota, Sordariomycetes, Hypocreales, Hypocreaceae. The record is from RefSeq and is a predicted model, not a curated record. Bases 1 to 453 code for a protein of 150 amino acids. The transcript is spliced from 4 exons.
AUGGUUGAUCUCUCCCGGAGCCGGCGGGCAACGACAACAAACGGCAAUUCGGGGCCUGACUCGACCAGAAAAGAUGUCGAGUCGGUCGCACAAGUAGUGGUACGAGUCGCUCGAGGCACCAAUAGGCGGAAUUGGACGAUACAGACAAGAGAGACGAAGGCGGCGUUUGUUUGCUUGUCGAUUGCGAGUGGAGGAGCAAGUUUCGAGCAAGAGUGGGACAGCCAUGCGCGCGCGUCUUCACCUGGGGAAACGCCCUCACCCAUCGACGACGUCAUUCCACGAUUCAGCUCUGCUAAAACAUUCAACAUGGAAGCCAAGAAAGAGAGACACUCCCCCCAUCUACCAAUCAACCAAACACGUGCCUUCCCCCCCUGGGCCCAGUCACCCAUCAUCACCACAUUCUCCAAACGAAUCCAAACACCAAAGUCGCUCGCACAAAGCAAAGCACACUAG